AUGGGAUGGAAGAAGCUUGUGGUAAUGUCUGUGGAAGCUACAACUCAGCUAAGUGGAGUCCCUUUAUCCAUGGCUACAGUGCAUGAUCUUGUAUCUCAAAAUUGCACAUCUAGUGCAAUGUACGAAUAUAGAUGGGCGGAUGGUGUGCAAAUAAAGAAACCUAUUGAAGUCUCAGCGCCAAAGUAUGUUGAGUACCUGAUGGAGUGGAUUGAAGUUCAGCUUGACGAUGAAUCUAUUUUCCCUCAAAAGCUCGGAACACCUUUUCCUGCAAACUUCAAAGACGUCGUGAAGACAAUAUUCAAGCGGUUGUUCCGUGUUUACGCACACAUUUAUCACUCUCAUUUCCAGAAGAUUGUGAGCCUCAAGGAAGAAGCACAUCUCAACACCUGCUUCAAGCAUUUCAUUCUUUUCACUUAUGAGUUUGGGUUGAUCGACAAGAAGGAAAUCGCCCCGCUGCAGGAGCUGAUUGAGUCCAUCGUUCUAUAAGUUUGUUGCUAAUCUAAAGCACUUAAAUGAUCUUUCAGGUAAUCAAUCUUAUUUCACUGCUAAGUUUCUCUCGAGUGGCUUGUAUGUUGAUGAUGCAUUGUUUAUUACACAUAAUUAAUGAGUAAAUAUUAAUAU
Messenger RNA from Zingiber officinale, 621 nucleotides. Its product is annotated as MOB kinase activator-like 1A. The record is from RefSeq and is a predicted model, not a curated record. Gene Ontology annotation, cellular component: cytoplasm; nucleus. Gene Ontology annotation, molecular function: protein kinase activator activity. Gene Ontology annotation, biological process: positive regulation of protein phosphorylation; signal transduction. Bases 1 to 486 code for a protein of 161 amino acids. NCBI's taxonomy places the organism in Eukaryota, Viridiplantae, Streptophyta, Magnoliopsida, Zingiberales, Zingiberaceae. The transcript has 4 exons.